Messenger RNA from Oncorhynchus gorbuscha (pink salmon), 3075 nucleotides. Its product is annotated as CCAAT/enhancer-binding protein alpha-like. Gene Ontology annotation, biological process: DNA-templated transcription; regulation of transcription by RNA polymerase II; myeloid cell differentiation. Bases 315 to 1256 code for a protein of 313 amino acids. NCBI's taxonomy places the organism in Eukaryota, Metazoa, Chordata, Actinopteri, Salmoniformes, Salmonidae. The record is from RefSeq and is a predicted model, not a curated record. The transcript has a single exon. Gene Ontology annotation, molecular function: DNA-binding transcription factor activity, RNA polymerase II-specific; RNA polymerase II cis-regulatory region sequence-specific DNA binding.
AAAGGAGAGAGGAGACUACUUUGACAGUUGUGAGGUUCCGCAGCCUGGAGUAGUUCAACCUGCAGCUAAAACAGUGUCCUUUAGAACUAUAGUCUCGACGAAACCAGUCGUACCAGGGAAAGUCACUAGUCUUUAUUCAAGACAUUUAGUUUAUAGCUUCUCGUGGCGAGUUAGAGAUUUACUUCAUACCUGGAGAGAGCACCUGUGAAGGAGCUGUCCUGUUUAUUCGUCUAGCCAGUGCGGCUUCUUCCGGUACUGUGAGCAAGCUGGAUUCCCGCAGCUCCUCACCAUGUCUGGCGGGUUAUAGAUAUUCCAUGGAGCAACCAAACCUCUAUGAGGUCGCCCCACGACCCCUAAUGACCAGCCUAGCCCAGAGCCAGAGUCAGCAAAGCGCCUACUGCUACAAAGACCCCUCCGCUGCUGGACCCGGAGCAGGAGGAGACCUCGGCGAGAUCUGUGAGAACGAAAACUCCAUUGACAUCAGCGCCUACAUCGACCCUGCAGCCUUCAACGACGAGUUCCUGGCUGAUCUAUUCCACAACAGCUCGAAGCAAGAGAAACUCAAGCUGGCGAACAGUGAGUACGAAUCCUACCCCCACGGGGUGAGCUCUGGCUCGGGGGCGCACCACCAACAGCAGCAGCAGCAGGGCUAUGGUUGUAUUCCCGGGUAUAUGGACACAUCUAAACUUGAACCCAUUUACGAUAACCAGUCCACGAGAAUCAGACCUGUGGCGAUAAAGCAAGAGCCCAGAGAAGAAGAUGAAAUGAGCCAUUCUAUGCCUCCAACCUACCACCAUUCCCACCAGCAUCUCCCACAGCACCUAUCCCACCUUCAGUACCAGAUUGCGCACUGCGCGCAGACGACCAUGCAUCUCCAACCGGGACACCCGACGCCUCCACCGACGCCCGUCCCGAGUCCACACCACAGGGAUGGCAGCAUGUCCUCCGUUGGAUCCAUGAAGAUGAUGGGACGCGACGACCGAGACCGAGACCGGGGUAAAUCCAAAAAGCGCGUCGACAAGGCCAGCACGGAGUACCGGUUGAGGCGGGAGAGGAACAACGUCGCGGUGAGGAAGAGUAGAGACAAGGCGAAAAUGCGCAAUGUUGAGACGCAGCAUAAAGUGAUCGAGCUGGCGUCGGACAACGAAAGACUGCGGAAGAGAGUGGAACAUCUUACCCGAGAACUGGACACAUUAAGGGGCAUCUUCAGACAACUUCCCGAUGGAUCUUUCAAACCCAUGGCCAACUGCCAGUGAACACGGACUAUAGUAGCUUUUACAUUGGGACUUUUAAACACUUACUUGUACACGUCUCCUGGAUAUAGCCUCUACACGCUAUAGAUUGAUCUGACAGAUUGUGACUACAACAGUUUGUUUCUUCAGGAGAGACAGGGCAGCUGAGGUAUACAAGCCUUCUGUACUUUAAACAAUAAGCUCAUUUCUCCACGUUUAAACAGUGGACCUGUGUUGUGUGUGUGUGUGUGUGUGUGUGUGUGUGUGUGUGUGUGUGUGUGUGUGUGUGUGUGUGUGUGUGUGUGUGUGUGUGUGUGUGUGUGUGUGUGUGUGUGUGUGUGUGUGUGUGUGUGUGUGUGUGUGUGUGUGUGCCUUUUUAUUACAUAACAUUGUGUGUUUAGCCACGCAAAAACAACAUAUCAGUGCAGCUGAAGGAACAGGGGCAUGAUUUUCACAAUAAUCACUAGCCUGCUCGAUGUUCAUGUUUUAACGUUCGCAUCUCAAUACCAUGUUCUUGUCUUACUAAACUAAACAUGUGUGCAUUUGACUUAUAGAGCUACAGUAUAUUAUUAAACUGCAAAGUGCACACAGCUUUCCACAUAAUUUUUUUUUUUUUUUUUGUGCAAAACAAAACAAAUCUGAGCGGUGAUCAGAAUGUUUCCAUGUAUUUGCUGUUCAGACAUUAAGACCAUAUAAAGGUGACAGCUAGAACUCAUAUCCUGCUGCUGUCUGCUGCGUCAGCAUUCACACGUCGGGGAGAUCUAUGGACGGAAUUAAACGCCGCAGCAAACGACUGCAAACGUGUUAUACUGUGGUACCUGCUUCUUCACGAGCAGUUUUUGUCGCGCGCACUAUAAAAUGUCUUCAAAAUACAACGGAAUGAGGCACAUUUUGUAUUUCUUCCAUAUGUUUUUGGGUACUAAUCUGAACACGCCUCUCAGUGUAAAUAAAAACUCUUUAUAAACUCAAAGCUUUCUAUUUAUGUAUAAUUGAUUUUUUUUUAUUUUUUAAUGUGAAAAGGUUCCUCUUCACUCUUAGAUAAAAAGGUUCUUCGGCUGUCUCUGUAGGAGAACCAUUUUUGGUUCCAGGUAAAAAAACCUUUUGUGUUCCAUGUACUGUAGAACCCUCUGUGGAAGGUUCUACUUAGAACCGUAAAGGGUUCUACCUGGAAUCAACAAGGGUUCUUCAAAGGGUUCUAGAUUGCACCUUUUUUUUCUUCAAGGAAAGUAUAACUAUGCAAUGUUUGUUGCCCUCGUCUUCUGUCUGAUGAUUUGACACGAAGAAGAUCCAACCCUUUGGCCUGUUUUCUCACUGGUUCAGCUGUGAAAUACUGUUUGAAGCUUUGCUUCUCCACAGUGUCAACUGGACUGUCACUGUUCUUUUUCCCUGAGCCCCCUCUUCCUUUACAAGCCUGAUGUCAUCAUGCAGUGCCUUUUGACUUCUCUCUCUCUCUCUCUCUGUGAAGUAAGACUUUGGACUUUACCACUGGCUGAGACUUCUCGGAUUCUAUACAUGUUCUAGAAUGUUCUAGACUCUUAUUGGAUUCUAUACAUGUUCUAGAAUGUUCUAGACUCUUAUUGGAUUCUAUACAUGUUCUAGAAUGUUCUAGACUCUUAUUGGAUUCUAUACAUGUUCUAGAAUGUUCCAGACUCUUAUUGGAUUCUAUUAAACAAAUGCUAAGAUAUAGAGACUUUUACAUUAAUAAGGAAAAGGAAGCACUUUUUAAUGUUUUUUUUUUACAAUGCUAAUGUUGCCAAUGUUAUAGAAAAAAUGUUUAAAAUGUAAAAAUGAACCUAUAUGAUGACAUUAUGAAUUAUAAUAAAAGAGCAGCGUCUCAUUGGAA